Malania oleifera is the source of this 709-nucleotide messenger RNA. RefSeq lists its product as uncharacterized. Bases 1 to 573 code for a protein of 190 amino acids. The transcript is spliced from 6 exons. NCBI's taxonomy places the organism in Eukaryota, Viridiplantae, Streptophyta, Magnoliopsida, Santalales, Ximeniaceae. Gene Ontology annotation, molecular function: RNA binding. The record is from RefSeq and is a predicted model, not a curated record. Gene Ontology annotation, biological process: formation of translation preinitiation complex.
AUGUUUUGCAGAUUCUCCUCAGAGGAUGUAUCUGCUCAAAAUCAAGUCAAGGCAUCUGUGCAACGCAAAAUACGGCUAAGUAUUGCAGAUGAGUACCCUGGACUUGAUCCUUUGUUGGAUGACUUGCUUCCGAAGAAGUCCCCCCUCAUUGUCGCUAAAUGUCCAAAUCAUCUGAAUUUGGUCAUUGUGAACAAUGUGCCACUGUUCUUCAACAUUCGUGAUGGACCUUAUAUGCCAACAUUACGACUUCUUCAUCAAUAUCCCAAUAUCAUGAAAAAACUACAAGUAGACAGGGGUGCAAUUAAAUUUGUCCUUGCUGGUGCAAACAUUAUGUGUCCUGGCCUCACAUCUCCUGGUGGUGCUUUGGAUGAUGAAGUGGCUGAGGAAACUCCUGUGGCUAUAAUGGCUGAAGGAAAGCAACAUGCUCUUGCUAUUGGCUUUACAAAAAUGUCGGCGAAGGACAUAAGGGCAAUCAACAAGGGAAUUGGUGUAGAUAACAUGCAUUACCUCAAUGAUGGUCUUUGGAAGGUAUUCAUGGUUAAAACUCUCGUCUUCGAUUCUGCAUUAUUGUAAUUUUAUGUUCCUCAAUGACACAAAUGUAAUAUUUCUCGCAAAUCACUACGGUAAUUCUCUGGGAAAAUUACAAGGAAGAUAAAGAAUUUUUCUCGGCACCAAGCUGAGAAGAUUAAUAGAUGUUGGGAUUUUAAAU